CCUAAAACUGCUAAUGGAAUGGCCAUGCUGAAAUGCCCGAAAAUUUCGUCUUGGUCACAUUUUUUAGUGAAUUGACACGGAGUAGAAAGAAUUCACACGGGGAUGAAGAUGGUGGCCAGUGAGUCGACCUUCAAUUUCCCAAUAUGCCACCGAUCACCAAGCUCCCUGGAGCCUCAACUCGCUCCUUGCCUCCAUCACUCUAGCGACAGCUCACAGCUACACUACUACAAUACCGUAGGUAGCCUGUGGGAGUGAAAGAACCAACAUAAUUCCCGAUCCACCAUAUCUCCGCAUAGGCAUCCAAGGUUCCAGAUUCCGCGAUGCCAGGUCCGUACCGAAAGCACUUCAUCCCCCUUGAAUCCGACCCGGAAGUGUUCACCCGUCUCCUGCAUAAGCUGGGCAUCUCACCGGACCUCCGAUUCCAGGAAAUCUAUGCGAUCGACGAACCUGAUCAGCUACCACACCCAGCCUUAGCGCUUGUCUUCAUUUUCCCUGCGCCAGCGGCCUACGAGGUUCAAAAAGCAAAGGAGGAUUCUGGAUCGAGCGAAUAUGCCGGAGGUGAUGACCAGGAUGUAAUGUGGUUCAAGCAAACAAUCCAUAACGCGUGUGGAUUCUACGCUCUGCUCCAUUCCGUCUGCAACGGACCUGCUAAGGCAUAUAUCCAGCCAGGAACCCUUUUAGGAAGGCUCAUGGAUACUUGCCGAUCGUUGGGGACGGAAGACCGCAUCCGUGUGCUGGAAGAUUCUAAAGAGCUUGAGACUAUCUAUGCAGAGGCUGCUAGAGAAGGGGGCACUCCAGUGCCGGGUGCUGAAGAAGAGGUGGACUCCCAUUACAUCUGCUUUGUCAAGUCCACCGGAAAUUCUCAUCUAUAUGAGCUCGAUGGGGACCGAAAGGGUCCAGUCGACAAAGGCUUCGUGGAAGCGGAUGAUGUGUUGGCCGAAGAAAGCCUAAAUGUUGUCAAACAGUAUAUGCAGGAUGCUGGUCUUGGUCACGGUCUCAUGGCCCUGGUAAGCGACAGCGCAAGGUGAUUAGCAGAAGAGAUUCUCGUGAGUCAUCUGUCGUCCGGUAGGUGCGGCC
Messenger RNA from Eremomyces bilateralis CBS 781.70, 1077 nucleotides. RefSeq names its product cysteine proteinase. Gene Ontology annotation, cellular component: cytoplasm. Bases 321 to 1028 code for a protein of 235 amino acids. NCBI's taxonomy places the organism in Eukaryota, Fungi, Ascomycota, Dothideomycetes, Eremomycetales, Eremomycetaceae. Gene Ontology annotation, molecular function: cysteine-type deubiquitinase activity. Gene Ontology annotation, biological process: protein deubiquitination; ubiquitin-dependent protein catabolic process. The transcript is spliced from 2 exons. The record is from RefSeq and is a predicted model, not a curated record.